AUGACGACGCAGAUACUGGAUGUCGUGCUCCACAUUUUCAACUCUUGCAUAGAAGGAUUCAAAUACUGUAAACCCAUUAUCCAAGUUGAUGGCACAUUUCUCACGGGUAAAUAUCAUGGAACUUUGCUAACCGCCAUUGGUCAAGAUGGCAAUAGAAAUAUUUUCCCGCUCGCCUUUGCCAUUGUAGAAGGUGAGACAAAGGAGGCCUUGAUAUGGUUUUUUCAACUACUUCGAGAACAUCUUUGUCAUCAACAAAAUAUUUGCAUCAUCACUGACAGAGGAAAGGGUAUAUUAUCCGCCUUAAGAUCAGAUGAAGUUGGUUGGGAACAAGAUGCUUACGAGGUCAAGCAACCAACUGUUACGACAAAACUUGCUGCAUUGAGAAACCAAUACCCACAACAAGUUCAAUGGAUAGAUAAAAUUCCAUUACAAAAAUGGUCUCAGGCUUUUGAUGGAGGGAGAAGAUAUGGACAUAUGACGACUAAUCUUGCUGAGUGCACCAACUCCAUUUUAAAGGGAGCACGUUCAUUGCCAAUAUGUGCUCUCAUCAGAACAACAUUUGAGAGGACACAAUCAUGGUUUGUUGAACGCGGAUUAAAGGCGAACUCUAUGCUACAAGCAAGACACCAAUAUCCUGAACAAAUCGCCGACAUCAUUAGGAAAAAUCAACAACAAUCUGCAUAUUGUCAUGUUCAUCGCUACAAUCGUGAAAAUUCUGAAUUUGAUGUUCAAGAAAUUUCAACACCUCACCACUACCGCCCUGUUCCACUUUCCUACAAGGUCAACCUAAAUGAAUGGUGGUGUGAUUGUGGACACUUCCAGGCUACUCGUCUCCCAUGUCAUCAUGUCAUUGCUGUUUGUGCAUUUUCGCAUAUCCCACUAACCCAAGUAAUCGAUCCAGUAUACAGUCUUAACAACAUUUUCAAGGCAUACGAAGUACAAUUUCACCCAAUCCAAAAUGAAGACUAUUGGUCUCUGUAUACAGGUCCAAACUUCAAACCAGAUCCUAAAAUGCGACGCAAAGCAUCCAGAAGACCAUCUACAAAUAGGCUUCAUAAUGAAAUGGAUCAAUCCAAUCCAGAUAAGCCAAAAAAAUGCUCUUACUGCCGCAACGAAGGUCAUCAUAGGGGAAAUUGUCCUUUUCGCCAAUAG
This is a messenger RNA of Vigna angularis (adzuki bean), 1152 nucleotides long. RefSeq lists its product as uncharacterized. The coding region runs from base 1 to 1152 and encodes 383 amino acids. Lineage: Eukaryota; Viridiplantae; Streptophyta; Magnoliopsida; Fabales; Fabaceae. The transcript is spliced from 2 exons. Gene Ontology annotation, molecular function: zinc ion binding. The record is from RefSeq and is a predicted model, not a curated record.